Eriocheir sinensis (Chinese mitten crab) is the source of this 855-nucleotide messenger RNA. RefSeq names its product echinoderm microtubule-associated protein-like CG42247. The transcript has 4 exons. Gene Ontology annotation, biological process: intracellular signal transduction. Bases 253 to 729 code for a protein of 158 amino acids. NCBI's taxonomy places the organism in Eukaryota, Metazoa, Arthropoda, Malacostraca, Decapoda, Varunidae. The record is from RefSeq and is a predicted model, not a curated record.
CAGUCCCUUCCUUUCGUUAUAUCUGAUGCCCUUUGUCUCUGGUAAGAAUCCCAAGGCCACUACUAAACAGACCUCUCUUCGUGGUCUCGUUCCUCAGGUCUCAUCAACGGGGCUCGCUACAUCUUUGGUCUGGAUGGUCGCCGGCGCUACAGGAUCGAGGAGCUUGAAGAUGGGGAGUCGUACGUCGCUUCCUCCGACAGAAAAUUUGUGAACCUGGCAUACGGGCGACAGCGGCCAGACUGGAACCCCAACAUGAGCGAGGGUGGGCGCGCGGGGUCGCCGGUGGUGCGUGAGGUGACGAAGAAGAGUUCGGCGGAGAGCAACAAGUCGGCCAGCAGCAAACCCGGCUCGAGGGAGGGGCGCACCAUCAAGGUCAUCAACAACCUCGACCACUCCCAGGAGAGGACGGUGCUGGUGAACAUGAAAACAAUUAACCUGUGGGAGGAGGUGGUGAAGGACCUCGGGCGCAUGUUCAAGCUUACUGGACAGCUACAUCUCUUUACUACCUGGGGACAAGAGGUCAAGAGUUUCUCGCAAUUCAAGAACGACUUCGCCAACGUGGACACCUUCUACGUGAGCCUCAACGACUCUGGCAUGCCUCUCCGCCCGCCGCUUCCCAUCCCCAACGGCGGCUCGGUCACCCCACGCGCCCCUGAGCCAUCGGCAGGAGGGGGAGGAGUCAGGCGGCGCUCGCUCUCAGAGGAGGACGACAAGCGGGGACUAAGGUGAGGACAUAGAAAGGUGCACUGCGCUAACCUGAUACUUUUGACUCCCAGGGUGAAAGAGGAUACUUUGGACUGGACUAAUGGGAACUAAGGAGAAAGAAAAAGAGAGAGGACUAUUGAGAAAUAUGAA